AUGGGUAUCGAUUUGGACCGUCACCAUGUUCGGGGCUCCCACCGCAAAGCACCUAAGAGCGAGAAUGUCUACCUCCUACUUCUCGUGAAGCUUUACCGCUUCCUUGCCCGUCGUACCGACUCGAACUUCAACAAAGUCAUCCUACGCCGUCUCUUUAUGUCACGCGUCAAUCGUCCUCCCGUUUCUCUAUCUCGAAUCGUAGCCGCCGUAGGAACCAAGGAGACCGCUGAAGCAAACAAGGGAAAGACUAUUGUUGUUGUUGGUACCAUUACUGAUGACAAUCGCCUCCUCAACGUCCCAAAGAUGUCGGUCGCAGCUCUCCGAUUUACUGCCACCGCAAGGGCCAGAAUUGAAAAAGCUGGCGGUGAGACCUUGACUCUAGACCAACUCGCGCUCAGAGCCCCAACUGGCGCCAAUACUUUGCUGCUACGAGGUCCCAAAAAUGCCAGGGAGUCUUUCAAACAUUUCGGAUUCGGUCCACAUAGUGGAAAGAAACCAAGAGUUCAAAGUAAAGGUCGAAAAUUCGAACGAGCUCGUGGUCGGAGACGGUCGCGAGGCUUCAAGGUUUAA
Histoplasma mississippiense is the source of this 570-nucleotide messenger RNA. RefSeq names its product 60S ribosomal protein L18. Gene Ontology annotation, molecular function: RNA binding; structural constituent of ribosome. Gene Ontology annotation, biological process: translation. Gene Ontology annotation, cellular component: cytosolic large ribosomal subunit; ribosome. The record is from RefSeq and is a predicted model, not a curated record. Lineage: Eukaryota; Fungi; Ascomycota; Eurotiomycetes; Onygenales; Ajellomycetaceae. The transcript has 4 exons. The coding region runs from base 1 to 570 and encodes 189 amino acids.